This is a messenger RNA of Erinaceus europaeus (western European hedgehog), 2118 nucleotides long. RefSeq names its product leucine rich repeat containing 42 (gene LRRC42). The record is from RefSeq and is a predicted model, not a curated record. Bases 574 to 1860 code for a protein of 428 amino acids. The transcript is spliced from 9 exons. Gene Ontology annotation, molecular function: protein binding. NCBI's taxonomy places the organism in Eukaryota, Metazoa, Chordata, Mammalia, Eulipotyphla, Erinaceidae.
UGUCAGGUGCCUGGAGCUUGGGAGAGGAAAAGGUGUGGAUGAGAAGAAGCCAGGUAGAGGGGUGGAAGCUUAUUAAUGAGAGGAAGUGGAAAAUUAACUUCUGAUUGGCGACCAUUAUUAACCUUCAUUACUGAACGGAAGUAAAAUUGUUCAGUGUUGAUCCAGGCGGGUUUUUGUUAGAAAUUUUCUCUCAAGGAUACUGCAUUUUUUAAGUAAACCAUGGGUGGCUGUAGCUUGGGGAAUGAAGGUUGUGAAUUGACAGCUGGUUUUGCUUGCUUGCUUUACUAUUUGGUGUGUGGAUGUGGGUGAGAAGCAAGGCCUCUUGUGCAGUCCUGUUCUGGGUCUGUUCCCACCACUUUUUCCUCAGUUGUCUUCUGUGUUUUUAAUUUAAAAAUUUUUUUAAUCUCCUCCUCCUUGUUCCCUUAGCUUGAGCCAUUGAACACCAGAGGGAUCAAACAGAAGGGUCUGGCAAGUGGGGGAGGAGCCUGCAGCUGUUGCCUAGAAGAGGAGCUCCUAGCAACAGUAAAAGCAGGCCCUGAGGCUCUGACUUUGCCCCUUUGAGUAACCAAAGCAAUGUCUUACUACCUCAACUCUGACAACCACCUAGACCCAGGACCCAUCUACGUGAGAGAAAAUGGGCAGUUGCACAUGGUCAAUCUGGCCUUGGAUGGUGUCAGGGGUAGUCUGCAGAAGCCAAGGCCUUUUAGACUAUUUCCCAAAGGCUUCUCUGUGGAGCUUUGUAUGAACAGAGAGGAUGAUACUGCACAGAAAGAGAAGACUGAUCAUUUCAUCUUCACAUACACCCGGGAGGGGAAUCUUCGGUACUCGGCCAAGUCCCUCUUCAGUCUCGUCCUGGGCUUCAUCUCCGACAACGUUGAUCACAUUGAUUCCCUCAUUGGCUUUCCUGAGCAGAUUGCUGAGAAGCUGUUCUCUGCUGCUGAAGCCAGACAGAAAUUCACAGAGCCAGGGGCAGGCCUGCGGGCUUUACAGAAAUUCACUGAAGCCUAUGGAAGCCUGGUGCUUUGCUCCUUGUGUUUGCGAAACAGAUAUCUGGUAAUUUCAGAAAAACUUGAAGAGAUUAAGUCUUUCCGGGAGCUGACAUGCCUGGAUCUUUCCUGUUGCAAGCUUGGAGAUGAACAUGAGCUUCUAGAACAUCUCACCAAUGAGGCCCUGUCUAGUGUAACUCAGCUCCACCUGAAGGAUAAUUGUUUAUCUGAUGCCGGGGUGCGGAAAAUGACAGCGCCAGUCAGAGUGAUGAAAAGAGGCCUUGAAAAUCUAACACUGUUAGACUUGUCUUGUAACCCUGAGAUCACAGAUGCAGGGAUUGGAUAUCUCUUUUCUUUCAGAAAAUUAAACUGCUUAGAUAUCUCUGGGACGGGGCUCAAGGAUAUCAAAGCUGUGAAACACAAGCUCCAGACCCACAUAGGUCUUGUUCACUCCAAAGUGCCUUUGAAGGAAUUUGACCACAGUAACUGCAAGACCGAAGGCUGGGCUGACCAGAUUGUACUGCAGUGGGAGCGUGUAACCUCAGAAGCAGUGAAGCCAAGAAAAACAUCAGAGGCUCAAAAGGCAGCUCAGCACUUCUAUGGGAAGAGAGCACAAACAGAAGCCCCAGUGAAGUGUACCCUGGCAGAUGCCCACGUGAACUCGUCUGAGAAACUUCAGUUCUAUAAAGAGAAAGCACCAGACUGCCACGGGCCCGUGUUGAAAUGCGAAGCUGUUUCAAGUCAGGAGUCAAAAAAGAGCAAGAAGAGAGCUUUUGAGGAACCAGCGAGGGAACAGAGUAGCCCUCCACAGUCUUCAAAGCAGAAAUAUGUGUGUCUUGCUAUGGAGGACUGGGACUUGUUAAAUUCCUGCUGACAGGCAGGUAGAAGCUGACUUUCCCCUCCUCCAACUCUAAUGUAUGAGGAAAGGGGACUAAUGGCUGUUUUCCUUUUCGUUUGAAUUUACCUCUGGCACUAGCCGAGCAGGCAGAUGUUUCUACUUUUGUGGUGGGGGAGGGGAAUGCUAUGGAGGUAUGUAAUAAUUUCUAAUGUAUAUUUUCAAUACAUAGUAAUUUUUCCAAAUAAACAUUUUUGCUGUCCUUAUGCAAUCUGGGGAUUAAAAAUAUUAAUUUCA